Molecule: messenger RNA, 2073 nt
Organism: Cladocopium goreaui
Lineage: Eukaryota; Dinophyceae; Suessiales; Symbiodiniaceae
Source: the annotation of a GenBank genome assembly
AUGGAAAUCCGGCUUCUGUUGGAUGAGAAGGUCUUGUGGGCCCAAUCUGUUGCAGAGAUGGAAACCAACAUGGCCUUGAACUACAGUGUUUUGUUGCGAUCACCUUCUCCUGAUGCCACUGUGCAGGUGACCUUCACACAAGUGCCCAAGCCUGGCUGGGAAGAGUCGGAGCCAGCUCUGAUUGGCUCAUGCUCUUGGAAGCUUGCUGAGACAGGUUCUUUGAUCAAGGACGUUUCACUGCCAAAUUCAAAGAAGAAGGUUGGCGCUGUCUUGCGCAUGCGUUCCAUUGCCUUGGGUGGUGGAAGUACCAUUGCUUCUGGCUUGCAUGAGCGCAGAUCCUUGCACAGUGAGGGCCGCUCUUGGCAGGUUCUCGGCAGUUCAGAAGCUUUCCAGAAUCUUGAUGGAGUGACCAAUUUCACCAAAGAUCAAGUCAGCCUCAUGCCCGCUGCAGAUGAGACUGCAACUCUGGUUCCUGGAGCUCGAAGACCUCAAUCUCCUGAACGUCACCCAGCUCACACCACUGGAGGUCCUCGGUCUACAGGUCCUAGGUCCACAGGUCCUGGGUCUGGCGGUCCUGGGUCCAAAGGUCCUGGAGCUGCAUACAGCAAGAUGGAGGUUGAUGAUGUUAGCUUCUAUGACAGUGUUUCUCAGGUCGGUGCUCGAGGUCCACUUGGUGUGAAGCCCCGCAGCAAUAUGACAAGCGCAUCAUCAGUGCCACAAGCAUAUGCGGGUGGGGCCGCCAUGAAUGCAUCAGCGCUGUGUGCCAGGUUCAUGGUUGACAUCAGGAUCUUUGAGUGGACACCCCAGUCUGUCGAGGAAUACCUGAACUCUGGGCAGGUCCCGAAUGGUCUGCCAUUGGAUGGUCAGGCCAGUGUGUCAGCCCUUGCACUUGGGUUUGACUACAGCACCAACCAGUACGACAAUAAAUCGCAGAUCUACAACUCCGCAAUUUGGACCAAGGAUCAGCAGCUUCUGGCCACAGCUGUCCAAGAGGGGUUGGAUUAUGUGCUGAGCCAAGCCGCCCAACUCGAUGAGCUCGUCCGCUUGGGGCUUCGCAUCAGCCGACAGUGGGUCUAUCACAUACUGAAAGGUGAAAUGGUCUGGGGACCGGCCCUAGCCAUGUGGGUCAGCCAAAGGAGGCCCUUGAAAUUCAAGACCCGGGUGCAGAGAGGAGGCUUUGAAAUUCAAGAGCUCUUGCCAGCGGAUGAUGGGGACGUGGACUAUUAUGCCCAUGGCAACUGGUACUUGAGUUUCUUGAAGGACAGCCUCCUCCAGGGCAGGGUGUGGCAGGGUGGUCCUAGGUCUUCGGUCCCUCGGUGCCUUCCAGCAAAUCAGACGCAAGAACGACAUGCAAUGGACCAGGAGAUUGAGAACUACAACAAAGGUCUGCUGCAAACGGCAUUUGAGCGGGUUUCCCUGGUUCCCCAGACUGCAGGAUGUUUCCUGAGGCUCCGCGAAAACACACGGCCAAUGUAUACUUUGCCGCAGAUCAUUGGCCAGAUCUACAUGCAAGUGUGCACGGACCCUCACAAGUUCCUCUCUGCAAGUGCUUUGGGUUUGAUUGGCCCUCCCGGCACAAAUGCUCAGACUUGGUGGGUUGCAAUGGACGGUUGGUACUAUGUGCUGAUGAGCCAGGUGAUUGGUGACGGUCUCAGUGCCACAGCAGACAGCAUCCGUUGGUACAAGUGUGGUUUGAAUGCAGCCAGCCAUGACCCCACCAACCUGAAUGAAGCUGUGCCAGAUGAAGGUGGCCGCACCCUUGCCAUCUCCUAUCACCAGUAUGAUGGGAUGACUCCCCGUUCCUCGGUCAUGACUGUGGGCACUGAUGGCGAAGUGCAAACAACCAUGGUGCUGUGGUUUCAGAAGCCGCCAACCCAACAAGGGCGUCGCCAGCAGGAUCGCCAUUUGAUCCGCUGCGUGGAGGUCCCCACUGAGAUCAAGGAGGCCAUGCUUGCCCGUCCGAAUGCCACAGCAGCUGCCAGCAGCCGUGCACCUUCGGCUGGGGCAGCUAGCCGUGGACGCUCGCAGACCCCGAGACGCCAGUCGGAUCAGCAGUGGAAUCAAUGGAGCUGA